Tuber melanosporum (Perigord truffle) is the source of this 2613-nucleotide messenger RNA. RefSeq lists its product as uncharacterized. The record is from RefSeq and is a predicted model, not a curated record. Gene Ontology annotation, biological process: reciprocal meiotic recombination; double-strand break repair via homologous recombination. Gene Ontology annotation, cellular component: nucleus. Gene Ontology annotation, molecular function: ATP binding; DNA translocase activity; ATP-dependent chromatin remodeler activity. Lineage: Eukaryota; Fungi; Ascomycota; Pezizomycetes; Pezizales; Tuberaceae. Bases 1 to 2613 code for a protein of 870 amino acids. The transcript has 11 exons.
AUGUUUGGCGGAAAGAAGUUCGUGCCUCCACUUUUAAAGAAGCCGGCACCAGCGGCAGCAGGCACGGAUGAUCAACCUGCGGCGAAGCGUGCGAAGAUCGAGCCCCUUGGUGGUGGGAGAUCAUUGAAACUUGGGGGACCGAUUAAGAGGAAGCCGCUACUGCUCCUUAGGAACCCGGAGCUGGGGGCUGCAGUCGCGGCGGGGGAGGAGAAAGGGGAGGAGGGUGCAGCGGGGGAGGCUUAUUUUCGUGUGCUGUGGAGGAAACCGACGACGAAGAAGCAUAAGACGUUUGAUGGCGACGGGGUUUUGGCGAUUAGUGGGGGGUAUGCUGUGCUUCAGGAUACUAGCGGGAAGGAUCUCGGGAGAACAAUGUUCAAGCGAACCCUCGAAGUUGGGUCGACUACGUUCAUCGCCGGGAAGGAGAUUGAAGUCGAUUCGGUGCUUUCGAGGGAAGAGUACCUUGCCGGCAGACCGUUUUUGAAGAGCGCUGCUCCACCUCCACUCCCAUCGCCUCCGUCCACUACAACGUCGACAGCACCGCAGAAGGAAACGUUCACAGUCGUAGCACCGGGGAAUUUCUUCGGUAGCAAGUUCAAGACCCCACUCCUCAGUUCCACUGUUAUGGGAAGGACCCAUUCGAAAGUGCCAACACCUAGGCACGAUCCGAAAGCGGAGGGUGCUCUUGUAAUGCCCCGCCCCAACGAGAAGAGUGUACCGGCUGGAAAAGUCGUCGUGGACGUUGUUGUCGACCCGUUUAUUUCGCACAGCCUGCGGCCGCAUCAGAGGGAGGGUGUGAUGUUUUUGUAUGAGGCCGUGAUGGGACUUAAGCCUUUCGAUGGACGGGGAGCGAUUCUGGCGGACGAGAUGGGGCUGGGGAAGACUUUGCAGACUAUGUUGGUUCCAUUAUGGAUGCUAAUUGAUGUAGAACAAAAUCCGAUAUAUGGCGGUGGGCCGGUUGUCAAAAGAGCUCUUAUUGUAUGUCCUGUGACAUUGAUCAAUAAUUGGAAUAAAGAGUUCCGGAAGUGGCUGGGUAAAGAGCGGAUCGGCGUGCUUGUGGCCGAUUCGAAAACGAACAUUAGGGACUUUACCCAUGGGAAAAGCUAUUCUGUUAUGGUCAUUGGUUACGAGAAGCUACAAAAAGUCCAACAGGAAUUAAGUGCUGCCGAUGUUGACAUUGUCAUUGCCGACGAGGGGCACAGGCUUAAGACUGAGAAGAACAAGUCUGCGCAGGCUAUCCGGGGAUUGAAGACUAAGAGGAGGGUCGUCCUUAGCGGUACUCCGCUGCAGAAUGACCUUCAUGAGUAUUUUAUCAUGGUGGACUUUGUCAAUCCUGGACUGCUUGAGAGUUACUCGACUUUCAAAAAGGAGUUUGAAAACCCGAUUGUUCGAAGCCGACAACCUGGUGCUUCGAAGAAGGAUGUUGAGAAAGGGAAGGCGCGGAAUGAAGAGCUUGCCAGUUUGACAAAGUUGUUUGUGCUCCGCCAUCCCCAAGGCAACUUAAGGUCUACAAGAGCAUUCUGGGGUCUUCCGCCUUUAAAGCUUUGCAAUUCGCCGGGGCUAUUGGCUGAUAAGCCAGGGAAAGAAACUAACGAGAAUGUCAAAGGUCUCUUAGCAGGAGUCAAUCCCAAGCUACUCGAAUCCAAGAGCGACUCGCAUAGCGGGAAGUUUAGGGUUCUUGAGCGCCUUCUCCUGGCCUUGAGGAAUACCACCGACGAGAAGAUUGUGCUGGUAUCGAAUUAUACUUCUACGCUCGACUUGCUGCAGAAUCUCCUCCGCUCUAGAGGCCUUAGCUACUUGAGGCUUGACGGAACCACUCCGACCAACAAAAGACAGGAGCUUGUCGAUCAGUUUAAUCGGACCAAUAGUACUACUGCUUUUGCGUUCCUACUAUCUGCGAAGAGUGGUGGUGCAGGUCUUAACUUGAUUGGAGCUUCUAGACUCGCCCUAUUUGAUUUGGAUUGGAAUCCAGCUACGGAUGCCCAGGCCAUGGCGAGAAUUCAUAGAGAUGGUCAAAGGAGAGAGGUUAAGAUUUAUAGGAUGCUUACCACUGGAUGUUUUGACGAAAAGAUAUAUCAAAGACAACUCACAAAGAUUGGCCUGGCAGAUUCAGUCAUGGACCAGAAGGCUACCGCAAGUAGUUUUACUCUAGAGGAGUUAAGGGAUUUAUUCUCCCUCGACACGGAGACCAACUGUCUCACACAUGAUCUACUAUGUUGUGAAUGCGAGGGCAAAGGUUACGUUGCUGGGGCUGCGGAAACCAAGUCGCCGUUUUUCCAGCACAGCGAGGACGAGAAAGAAGAUAGUGACGAAGAUGACGAGCCGAAGUAUCCUGGGCUAAUGAAAGCCAGUGAGGUAGACUUUGAGAAGGUCGAAGAAGACCGCAAGAAGGCUAUGCAAAAGGGUAGAGGCGUUGGCGUGGACAAGAACCAGCUCAGUUCUCUGAUGGAAUACUCGCACAUUCUGACCACUCGUCUUCUGGGCAACAGGGGGAGGGGUGGGGAGGAAGACGACAAGGAGGAAUACGAUGAAGUUAGUAUCGAGGAUGAAGUAUUGGCGAAGGUUAUUAGGAAUGGAGCGGCGAAGGAGGUUAGCUUUGUUUUUCAAAAAACCUAG